AGAGAAAUUAUCAAAAAAAAAAAGAAAAAAAAAAGAAAAAAGAAAAUCGAACGAGAAAGAAAACUCUCUCUCUCUAAGCUCCCUCUAUAAAUACCCAGUACACCUCCACACGUGAUCAUCUGCAAAUAUUUCUCAGCGACUUUGCAGGUCUCUCUCUCUCCUUCUCUCUCUCUCUCUCUCUGUUCGACAUAGUUUAGCUGGGAGAAUUGUAGAAGAGAGUCUUUUUCCUCCCCCCCCUCAAUAGCAUUUUGCUGCUUUUCGGAUCUCUUUUUGGAGUUUCGCUUCUUGUUCUGAGGAAUCCAAGCUCGAGAAAAUGGCUAAGAAUGUUGGAAUUGUCGCUAUGGACAUCUACUUCCCUCCUUCCUGCGUUAAGCAGGAAGCCUUGGAGGCUCAUGAUGGCGCAAGCAAAGGAAAAUAUACUAUUGGACUUGGACAAGAUUGCAUGGCGUUUUGUUCAGAAGUGGAAGAUGUCAUCUCAAUGAGUUUGACAGUGGUUACUUCACUUCUUGAGAAGUAUAAAAUUGACCCAAAACAGAUUGGUCGGCUGGAAGUGGGCAGUGAGACAGUUAUAGACAAGAGCAAAUCAAUUAAGACCUUCCUGAUGCAAAUAUUUGAGGAACAUGGCAAUACUGACAUUGAAGGUGUCGACUCCACCAAUGCAUGCUACGGAGGAACUGCAGCUUUAUUCAACUGUGUCAAUUGGGUGGAGAGUAACUCAUGGGAUGGGCGCUAUGGUCUCGUUGUGUGCACCGACAGUGCGGUUUAUGCUGAAGGACCAGCCAGGCCAACUGGCGGAGCCGCUGCUAUUGCUUUGCUGAUUGGCCCUGAUGCCCCUAUUGCUUUUGAGAGCAAAUAUAGAGCAAGCCACAUGGCUCAUGUCUAUGAUUUUUACAAGCCCAACCUAGCUAGUGAAUAUCCAGUUGUCGACGGAAAGCUUUCUCAAACAUGCUACCUUAUGGCCCUUGAUUCAUGCUACAAACAACUCUGCAAGAAGUAUGAGAAAUUUGAGGGCAAACAAUUUUCAAUUUCUGAUGCCGAGUAUUUUGUAUUUCAUUCUCCGUACAACAAGCUUGUACAGAAGAGUUUCGCUCGUUUGGUAUACAAUGACUCUGUCAGAAACGCAAGCUCCAUCGACAAGGCUUCUAAAGAAAAGCUGGCUCCAUUUUCAACCCUAUCUGGUGAUGAGAGCUACCAAAGCCGUGAUCUUGAGAAGGUCUCACAGCAAGCCGCGAAGCCCCUAUAUGAUGCAAAGGUGCAACCAACUACUUUGAUGCCAAAGCAAGUUGGAAACAUGUACACAGCUUCUUUGUACGCAGCAUUGGCAUCCCUUAUUCACAACAAGAGCAGUGAAUUGGCAGGAAAACGAGUUGUGUUGUUCUCUUACGGGAGUGGUUUAACUGCCACGAUGUUCUCAUUGCAACUCCGUGAGGGUGAACAUCCCUUUAGCUUGGCAAACAUUGCAAGAGUCAUGAAUGUUGCAGAGAAGUUGAAAUCCAGACACGAGGUCGUUCCAGAGAAGUUCAUUGAAACGUUGAAGCUCAUGGAACACAGGUAUGGAGCUAAGGACUUUGUGACCAGCAAGGAUAGCGGCCUUCUUCCACCUGGCACAUACUAUCUCACUGAAGUCGAUUCCCUCUACCGGAGGUUCUAUUCCAAGAAGGCUGUGGAAGGUACUGGUGGUGCCUCUGAGAACGGCACCGUCGCUAAUGGUCAUUAAUUUCGAAUGUAUCCGACAUGUUUUGCCGUGAAAUAUGGCAUUCGUGUUAUUAGAUGUGUGUAGUAACCGGAGGUCCGGGAUACUCGUGAUCUCCUAUCGUUUGGCAGCAACUGUCGUCAUUUUUCAAAUUUUUUUCGCCUUUUUUUCCCCCUCCCUUUUCCUGUACUCUUCAAGUCUUUCUUGUCCAAUGACAAUAAUGAGAAUGUAAGCAUUUUACUCGAUAUUUAAUCAAGCUGUUGCAAGAACCAAAUUAUCAA
Messenger RNA from Morus notabilis, 1974 nucleotides. Its product is annotated as hydroxymethylglutaryl-CoA synthase. The transcript is spliced from 12 exons. The coding region runs from base 314 to 1717 and encodes 467 amino acids. Gene Ontology annotation, biological process: acetyl-CoA metabolic process. Gene Ontology annotation, molecular function: hydroxymethylglutaryl-CoA synthase activity. NCBI's taxonomy places the organism in Eukaryota, Viridiplantae, Streptophyta, Magnoliopsida, Rosales, Moraceae. The record is from RefSeq and is a predicted model, not a curated record.